AUGGACGAUGCGGACGAAAUGUACCACCAAUUGUUUGCCUUGGACGUGGAGCACAUUGAAAAACAGACGGAACCGCUCAACGACACCGCGGCCCGUCCGGCUCUGAUGCGCAUCGUCAAGGAAUUGAUCCAGGAACGGAAAAACCUCCGACAAAAUCUUGCAGAAUCUGCCGAAAAAUUGGCGGAUGCGAAAGCUGAUCUGGACCGCGUAGACCGGGAAGAUCGCGAACGCACUGCUACGUUCGUUCGAUAUCUGGAAAAGGUAACGACGCCCGAGACGGCGAGUGCGGGUGAGACUUCGGUUCAUUCGGAGGAUACGGUUGCCUUGGGGCCUGGGCAGAUCCCGUCGAGUGAACAAGCGACGGAACUCGUGGUGCAAUCACUCCUGGCAAAGAUAAAUGGGCUGUUGAACACGGUCGAAACGUUGACGCACGAGAACGCGGGCUUGUACGAAAGGGUACAGGAUCUGUCAUCGGAGAAUGAAGCUCACGAGACAAAGAUUGUCGUGUUGGAAUCUCAGUUCAAGACAAUCAACAAAACACGACAAAAGGUAGUUUCGCGCCUCAUGAAUCGGGCCAGUCUCAGCAUUGCCAACAACACAAAUGUCGGCGGCCGUUGUGGGAACGAGGGCAACCGAAAAAACAAUGAUUCGGAGGAAACCAAAAGCGUAACGGAAGAAGAAUCCAAGUAG
Molecule: messenger RNA, 690 nt
Organism: Phaeodactylum tricornutum CCAP 1055/1
Lineage: Eukaryota; Bacillariophyta; Bacillariophyceae; Surirellales; Neidiaceae
Exons: 1
Coding region: 1-690 (229 amino acids)
Source: RefSeq, a predicted model, not a curated record